Molecule: messenger RNA, 1241 nt
Organism: Leptinotarsa decemlineata (Colorado potato beetle)
Lineage: Eukaryota; Metazoa; Arthropoda; Insecta; Coleoptera; Chrysomelidae
Molecular function (GO): protein binding
Source: RefSeq, a predicted model, not a curated record
AUGGUAAAUGAAUUGAAACUGCAAGAAGCGUUGAGAAAACGGGAAAAAUUCACGAAGGAGCACGAAGAGUCGAGCGAUGGUCGUUCAGCCGGUGUUUCUGGGUUAGUUGGUAAGGUACGUGGACUGAGAGAAGAUGUCCAAAGAAAAAUUUCAAGGCUGAAAAAUGAUACUGCCGAACUCCAAAGAAUGGCGGAUCAAUCCUUCCAAUGCUCAGCAAGUUCUGUUGAAAGUUUACCAAGCGGAUCUGGUUCGAGCACUCAAGCAUUAGUUAGGGCUGGCAGUAACCAUAGCUCCAUUUCCACUGAGGAACCAGAUCCAAGUCCAACAGAUCAAAUUGUGGGAAGGGCCAGAGCUUUAGUAGAUCAAACUCCGAGUCCGUAUGAUAUGGAAGCAUUAAAAUUCAAGGCUGGUGAUAUAAUAGAUAUAGUUUCAAUGAAUGCUAGCGGACAAUGGAGAGGAAUAUGCAGAGGCAAAAAGGGAACCUUCAAAUUUAUCAACGUUGAACUUCUGUCGGAGAGAUCCGUUAAACCAAAAAGAGAAAUCAAAUGGCAUCGAAAUAUAAAAGGAAAACCGGCAUCUGUGGAAGACUUGUUGCAAAAAAUGAGUUUGCAUGAGUACAUUUCUGUAUUUAUCUUAAACGGUUACGAAGAUUUAGAGCUCUUCAAAGAGAUAGAGCCAUCUGAUUUGGAUUAUCUAGGAAUAGUCAAUACAGAGCAUCGAUCGAAACUUCUCACUGCCGUACAACUUCUUCACGAAUUAGACUCAGGUAGUGAAGGAGAAAUCGCAGGCUCAAGUAGUGAGUGUGAUGAACAUCGAGGCUUAACGAGAGACACAGGUGGUUCUCCUUUCGGCAGGAGACAGUUUCCCAGAGAUUCUGGAUGCUAUGACGCAUCAGUAAAGAGCAAUCGUCAAAACCAACACACCUCUCCGCAAGGUGAAUCAGAUACAAGCGAUAGUGCUGGCUUUAGUGACACCAAAAAUAAUCUAGAUUCUGUAGUAGAACAAUGUAAUAAUGAAAUCCUCGCUAGGGUCAAACAAGCGCAGGUAAACUCUAUCAACCUGAAAGAAGAACUGUCUUACCAACCAAAUAUCUCCAACUCUGCUAGCAUUGAGCUUCAGCUGUUACAGAAAAAACCGAAAGAUUCCUAUGUGGAGCCAGCGAUUUAGGUUUGGAAACAGGAAAUGUGAAUGUGCUCGGAAGAAGUUGUCUAAGUGAGAAAUCCAGUGAUUCUGGAGUUAGC